AUGCCAACACCGCAGGUCUUCCUCGCUGUCCUCCUCCUCUUCCUCAGCCGAGGAGACAACGGGCUUGAUGGAUCUCCUGAAAGGUCACCGGUGGGAGUGAUGAGGAGACAUCUCCAGCCCUUGGCCACCAGCUGGAGCUUUCCCCGGAGGAAGCGAGAUGAGGAACCACCUUCAUAUCUCAAGUGGGUGACUUUUGAGGGCAAACUGCCCACCGAUGCCGUCUCCAACUGGAACAACUACACCCAGAAGAUGGAGUAUGUCUGCUCCACCCGCGUCCUCGGCUGCAACACCGGCGCCUACACCCCCGAGCGAGGUCCCUUCUGCUUCUUCCCGUAUGGAGAAUGGGAGAGAAGAACCAAAGACUUCAAGAUCUUAAUCAACGUUGGAGGUUUUGAAGCUCUGGAUUGGGUGGACAAUUCUUUUGGCAACGUACCCAAAAAUGCCGUCGAGGGUUGUCCGGCUGUUGACGUCUUCAUUGGGAGGAACCGUUAUGGUUUGGGUAAGAUCUCCAAAGAACAACGAGCUGCUUUCAUGAUGGUGGAUGGGGAGGAGGUUUGGUACAAGUGGUACCAAGUGUUGGUGGUCAAGAAGGGUCCAGCAGACAUCACCAUCUCCAAUGUCAACUACAACAUGAGUGGGUUGGUGGAGCACUGGGAGAAUGUCACCUUGAUGGAGACCACGGUGAGGAACGAGGGUUGUCAAGAGGUGUGGAAAAAGGUCACUUUGGAGGAGGUCACUGAGAUGGAGCACAACUGGGUGGUGGACCAGAGGGUCUUCGCCACCGUCCGCGGGGUGUUGCGAGCUGCCCUCUUGACCUUCAGUGGGACAGGUUGGGAGGUCACCAACGUCACCGAUAUCUCCUGGGUGGGGGGAGCCAGUACCAGUGAGUACAUUGUCCAUACCCACGUGGUGGAGAAGGUGGUCCAACCCCAGAUGACGUGUGCAGUGGCCCUGGAAGGACGUCGGUUGGACGUCCGCGUCCCUUUCACCGCCCAGUUGACCCGUGAUUUUGAGGAUGGUCAAACGCAUCGUGUGGCCGUGACGGGGUGGGCUCACAGCCGGGCGGUGGUGGGCGUCAGGGCUGCUGUCAAGGACUGUUGGCCCAUCACUGAUGUCCCACCAUGCUGA
Antrostomus carolinensis (chuck-will's-widow) is the source of this 1128-nucleotide messenger RNA. RefSeq names its product natterin-4. Lineage: Eukaryota; Metazoa; Chordata; Aves; Caprimulgiformes; Caprimulgidae. The record is from RefSeq and is a predicted model, not a curated record. The transcript has 3 exons. Bases 1 to 1128 code for a protein of 375 amino acids.